GCCGCCCCAUAUAAAGGCGCGGCCGGCCUUGCCCCCGGGACUCGGCCUCAUGGAGACGCCACCGGUCGCCGCUGGCGCACGGCGGGUAGGAGCUGUGGCGCGGUGCCUUCCAGGAGUCUGAGCUAUGAGUGGCCCCUGUGGAGAGAAGCCUGUCCUGGAAGCCAGCCCCACCAUGAGUCUGUGGGAAUUUGAGGACAGCCACAGCCGUCAGGGCACCCCCAGGCUGGCUCAAGAGCCGGUCGCUGAGGAGGCCUCGGCUGUGGAACUGCAGAUGAAGGUGGACUUUUUCCGGAAGCUGGGCUAUUCAUCCACGGAGAUCCACAGCGUCCUGCAGAAGCUGGGCGUCCAGGCAGACACCAACACGGUGCUGGGCGAGCUGGUGAAACACGGGACAGCCACCGAGCGGGAGCGCCAGGCCUCACCGGACUCCUGCCCUCAGCUCCCUCUAGUCCCGCGGGGUGGUGGCACCCCUAAGGCUCCCAACCUGGAGCCUCCACUCCCAGAAGAGGACAAGGAGGGCAGCGACCUGAGACCAGUGGUCAUCGAUGGGAGCAACGUGGCCAUGAGCCAUGGGAACAAGGAGGUCUUCUCCUGCCGGGGCAUCCUGCUGGCGGUGAACUGGUUUCUGGAGCGGGGCCACACAGACAUCACAGUGUUUGUGCCAUCCUGGAGGAAGGAGCAGCCUCGGCCCGAUGUGCCCAUCACAGACCAGCACAUCCUGCGGGAACUGGAGAAGAAGAAGAUCCUGGUAUUCACACCAUCGCGACGCGUGGGUGGCAAGCGGGUGGUGUGCUAUGACGACAGAUUCAUUGUGAAGCUGGCCUACGAGUCUGACGGGAUCGUGGUUUCCAACGACACAUACCGCGACCUCCAAGGCGAGCGGCAGGAGUGGAAGCGCUUCAUCGAGGAGCGGCUGCUCAUGUACUCCUUCGUCAAUGACAAGUUUAUGCCCCCUGAUGACCCACUGGGCCGGCACGGGCCCAGCCUGGACAACUUCCUGCGUAAGAAGCCACUCACUUUGGAGCACAGGAAGCAGCCGUGUCCCUAUGGUAUGGAACCCAGCCUGCCCUCCCCGGCCCUCCUCACUCUGCCCUUCCUCUCACCUGUCUGCCUGUGCCUUGUUUUCCUCUUGGGGACCUCCACCAUUGGACCACCCAACCCCAUUUCCUGUGCCACCCCUUCCUUGCUUUCACCCCUGGUUCUGAAGUGCCCCUGCUUAGAGUCCCUCUUGAUUCCUCUUCCAGGGAGGAAAUGCACCUAUGGGAUCAAGUGCCGAUUCUUCCACCCAGAGCGGCCGAGCUGCCCCCAGCGCUCUGUGGCAGAUGAGCUCCGCGCCAAUGCUCUCCUCUCACCCCCCAGGGCCCCAAGCAAGGACAAAAGUGGCCAGCGGCCUUCACCUUCAUCCCAGUCCAGCUCUCUGCUAACAGAGAGUGAGCAAUGCAGCCUGGAUGGGAAGAAGCUGGGGGCCCAGGCAUCCCCAGGGCCCCACCAAGAGGGUCUAACACAGGCCUAUGCCCCAUCAGGCAGGAGCCUCGCACCUAGCGGGGGCAGUGGCAGCAGCUUCGGGCCCACAGACUGGCUCCCGCAGACCCUGGACUCGCUCCCGUACGUCUCCCAGGAUCGCCUGGACUCAGGCAUUGGCUCCCUGGAGAGCCAGAUGUCGGAACUUUGGGGGGUUCGAGGAGGAGGCCCUGGUGAGCCGGGCCCACCCCGAGCCCCUUACACGGGCUACAGUCCCUAUGGAUCCGAGCUCCCAGCCACUGCGGCCUUCUCUGCCUUUGGCCGGGCCAUGGGUGCUGGCCACUUCAGUGUCCCUGCCGACUACCCGCCCCCGCCCCCUGCCUUUCCGCCUCGAGAGUACUGGUCUGAACCGUACCCACUGCCCCCACCCACACCAGUCCUUCAGGAGCCCCCAGUGCAGAGCCCAGGGGCUGGCAGGAGCCCAUGGGGCAGGGCAGGCAGGCUGGCCAAGGAGCAGGCCAGCGUGUAUACCAAGCUAUGUGGUGUGUUUCCCCCGCACCUGGUGGAGGCUGUGAUGGGGCGCUUCCCGCAGCUCCUGGACCCCCAGCAGCUGGCUGCCGAGAUCCUCUCCUACAAGUCCCAGCACCCCAGUGAGUAAGCUGCCUGUGGCUGGCAAGGGCAGCACCCUCAGUCUCCAAGGGCCGUCAGGCUGGGCCUUAGGCCAUAGAGUAGCCCAUUCCCAGCCCUGAGGCCCACCCCGGAGGCUGGACAGAGGGAGGAUUCAAGUCGGGAAGGAAACCCACAAACCAAAGAUACUGUAGGAUUGGUUCUGGCCCAUGCAGCACCUCUAGCUGUCUGCCUCAGUGGGUCAGAAGCGAUCACCCUGUUGAUACACAUUGUAUCUCUGUAGUUUAAGGAGACGCUGCCGGUAACGGCGUCGGUCCGUGGCUGAGGCCCAAACCGUCUUUUCUCUCAGAGGGUGGGGAGGGAGGUGGGGGCAGCAGAGGCCUGGGCUGGGUGCUCUGUGCACGCCACCCCACUUCCGCCCUACCCCUGGGACGUUGGCCUUGGCUGGCUAGUUGGGCACCGUGUGCCUGCCCUCCAAGGGCCUCCUCUACGCCAAUGAGGCCUCAUCUGUGCUCUCGUUGGGCACGUACGUGGCUUCAUGUCAGUAAGCAAGAUGCUUCUUAAUAACCCACCUUCUGCCCCACUCUGUUCCUUAUCCUGCUGCCCCUGUAGGGGUCAAGGGCCCUCUGUCUACACCCUCUCCUCUUCCAUCCUCUAUUCAGAGUCAUCUCGCCCUUCCCCACAGGUAGGGGAACCUGUGUAUGUUUGUGUACACAUGUAAAUUGUAAAUAUUUUAAGCAGAAAGUCCUUACCUCCUGUAACACAUCAAUAAAGUACAAUCAUUGUGGGCCCUUUCAA
Symphalangus syndactylus (siamang) is the source of this 2886-nucleotide messenger RNA. It is a transcript of the gene ZC3H12A, whose product is annotated as zinc finger CCCH-type containing 12A. The record is from RefSeq and is a predicted model, not a curated record. Gene Ontology annotation, molecular function: mRNA binding; RNA endonuclease activity. Gene Ontology annotation, biological process: 3'-UTR-mediated mRNA destabilization. Gene Ontology annotation, cellular component: cytoplasmic ribonucleoprotein granule; nucleus. Lineage: Eukaryota; Metazoa; Chordata; Mammalia; Primates; Hylobatidae.